Molecule: messenger RNA, 3574 nt
Organism: Nyctereutes procyonoides (raccoon dog)
Lineage: Eukaryota; Metazoa; Chordata; Mammalia; Carnivora; Canidae
Gene: AFMID
Product: arylformamidase
Exons: 14
Coding region: 71-1672 (533 amino acids)
Molecular function (GO): arylformamidase activity
Source: RefSeq, a predicted model, not a curated record
CCCGCCCCGGCCGCCGCCUCGAAAGGGCCUCGAAAGGGCCGGAGCGCGCCCUCUGGCCGGCUGCGGCGGGAUGGAGGGCCCGGAGCCCUGGAAGCGGCUGUCCGAGGAGGAGCUGGAGGAUCAGUACAGCCCCAGCAGAUGGGUCAUCCGACGGGGAGCCGAAGAGGCCCUGAGGACCUACUCACACAUAGGAGACGAGGCCACCAAAAAGGCCCGGGCCACCAGGAAGAGCCUGCUGCACGUCCCCUAUGGAGAUGGCGAAGGGGAAAAAUUGGACAUCUACUUUCCCGAGGGAGUGUCUGAAGCCUCGCCUUUCUGUCUGUUCUUUCAUGGAGGGUACUGGCAGAGUGGAAGUAAAGACACAUCAGCCUUCAUGGUCAAUCCACUGACAGAGCAGGGGGUGACCGUGGUGGUAGUGGCUUAUGACAUCGCCCCCAAAGGUACCCUGGACCAGAUGGUAGACCAAGUGACUCGGAGCAUCGUGUUUGUCCAGAAGCAGUAUCCGUGCAACGAGGGAAUUUACCUGUGUGGACACUCAGCAGGAGCCCACCUGGCUGCCAUGAUGCUCCUGGCCAACUGGACCAAGCAUGGAGUCACACCCAACCUCAAAGGCUUUUUCCUGGUAAGUGGGAUCUAUGACCUGAAGCCCAUUGUGUACACUUCUCAGAAUGCUCCUCUCCUCAUGACCCUGGAGGAUGCUCAGAGGAACAGCCCACAGCUGCUCCUGGAGGCGGCCCUGACUCGGCCCUUGGAUCCAGCCUGCCAUGUGCUGGUGUCUGUGGGCCAACACGACUCCCCUGAAUUCCACCGACAGUCCAAGGAAUUUUAUCAGACACUGCGCCAAAGAGGGUGGAAUGCCUCGUUUGAAGAAAUCCAUGAUAUGGAUCACUUUGAAAUCAUUUGGAACCUAACCCAGAAGGACUAUAUGCUCACCCAGUGGCCACUCCUUGAAGCAUCACGGGGACAUCAGCGCAUCCCCAGUCCCUCUGCCCGCCCGUCUCUGCAAGUGGUGGGGGAAGCGCUAAGCGCGGGAACUGGACCGAAGGCCACCCUGCGCGCCGCGAGCAGCGGAGCCUCGCGGAGAGGACUACAACUCCCAGCACGCCCCGCGCCGCCCAGCCUUGCAUUCCCAGAAGGCUGCGGGCGACGGGCUCUUGUGGGGCGGUGCGUUCCCGACCUGCCCCGCGGCGGCCGUCAACCCUCGGAUUUGAAUCCGGCCGCGCUCUGCUGUGGCGGCGGCGGGAUGGGCGCUUCGUCGCUGCCCCCCGCCUGGCAGCUCUACCUCAAGGACCACCGCGUCUCUACGUUCAAGAACUGGCCGUUCCUGGAGGGCUGCGCCUGCACCCCGGACCGGAUGGCAGAGGCGGGCUUCAUCCACUGUCCCACCGAGAACGAGCCGGACUUGGCCCAGUGUUUCUUCUGCUUCAAGGAGCUGGAAGGCUGGGAGCCAGAUGAUGACCCUAUAGAGGAGCAUAAAAAACAUUCAUCUGGUUGUGCUUUCCUUUCUGUCAAGAAGCAGUUUGAAGAAUUAACCCUCAGUGAAUUUUUGAAACUGGACAAAGAAAGAGCCAAGAACAAAAUUGCAAAGGAAACCAAAAACAAGCAGAAAGAAUUCGAAGAGACCGCAAAGAAAGUGCGCUGUGCCAUUGAGCAGCUGGCCGCCGCGGAGUAGCUCCUGUGCGGCAUGCUGGUCCCCGAGAGGAACGUGCCAUCACCGGGGUGCACUCCCCAGUGUGACCAGCUCUGCCGGGGACCCCUUCGCUGUGCCUUAGGAAAGGAGAACGGCCACAAUUCAAAAUUAGAAUGUUAAACUAUACUUCUGUUUUUUUCUUGAAAGUGGUGCCAGGGGCGACUUCUCUCUGUGCGCUGGUGCUGCUGAGUACGGUGACCGGUUCUCUCUUUUCUCUUUGGUAGUUUUUGUACCACGGUUCCCGGCCGUCCCGGGGUGAGAAGGUUACAAGUGUGCUCUCAUGGGCAGAGCCGUUCCACAGUGAAGCAUCUGGGCUUCAGCUUGACGGCUGGCUCUAAAGCCUGAGAUUUGAUGCCUGAACAUAAUCCUAGGCCUGUUGUGACUGGACAAAUAGGGAAUUAAGGAUUCUGCUUUAGAUUUUAUUUGUCUGAUAAUCUGAAUUUAGAGUGUGUGUUUCUUGUCUUCCCACUACUCUGUAUUCUCUCACUUGAAUAUCUACAAGUCCUGUGGCCGUGCUUUUACCUUGUUGGGUCUGCGGUUCUGCAGCAGCCUCCCUUCCCUCCAGAGCAGAUCGUACAAGAUGCCAUCCCUGCCAAAGCUCUGAGGUGCUGUGUGUGGGAAGGGGCUUCCUCGCCUGUCUUCACAGGGGUAGCCAGCGGAAUCCAACCCCAGACUGCUUCCAUCUCCAUGUGUGCCAGAGCCCUUUUAGGACUGAAGCCCGAACGGCAAGGGUGGGGUGGAGGGGGCCUGUUGUCUUAAUAGUAGAGCCUCUUGCUCGAAGGUCACUUGAAGAUAUGUUCCCUCCAGUGGGCACCACAGACACAUGGCAACAGAUGAGGACAAACUCCUUAAUGCCAGAUAGUGUGUCUUCCAGAGGCCUGGCUCCCUGCUCUGAAUGAGCUGUGGCACAGAUGGGGCAGGCAGGGGUGGGAUGAGACCCACGGAAGGCGUUCUGGUCUUACUGUUCCCGCCACUCUGCAGACCGCUACUUGCCUUCAUGACGUGGGUUCGGUGGCUGAUGAGGCACCUGUCUUUCUAACGUGAGCCCCCACCCCCAAAGGAGGAUAGAGGGACCAAUUAAUCUAAAAAGUGGAUCAUAAAUCUCUUUUGGAGGAAACUUUUUUAUAGAUAACUUGUUUAUAUUGUUUGCAGUUUUACAGGAUCAUAGUCCACGAUGUCAGAGUUAGAGCAGUGGUAACAAACGUGGCAGCUGGGGCCCGCAGUAGGUGCCUCCGAGCUGUGGCCUCCUCGUCUACACUUCCUCAGCUGGCAUUCUUUGUAGGCGUGUGAUGUGUGUGAGGGGGCCCUUGAGACCGAGUCCUCAGCUUCUCCCAAGCCUCUGCAAUGUCGCUUUCUUUGUUUAUUACUUCACAGAACGGCACAAACUACAAUUAAAGUGAACACAAAGCCAUUCUAAGUCAUAGGGAAAAUCCGUGUGAGCCUUAGGUGGGUUGGAGCCAAGGCUGCAGGAAACAGGUAGCAGAAACUGUCAUUUGUGAACUGGCUGCAGCUAGGCAGCCCUCGUGAGCUGGUGGGCACACACUGGGGGUCCCCUCCCUGACAACGAUGCAGUGGCCCGAGUCCUUUUUAAAUAACGUAGAGCUCUGGGGACUUGGUGGGCUGCUGCGGGUGACCUGCCAGCCCCGGUUGGCUGUGUCUCCAUUGCUGCUGCGCCCUCCUGCACGUCCAUGUCCCGUUCUCCCCAUCCCCUUCCCGUCCCCUCCCCGAGGUUGGCUCACACAGGGCUGCUGAAGCCUGGCGCUGUUGCAGUGAUAGAUUUUAUUUCUCCCUCUACGAGGAGAAGCUGCAGGGUGCUCAGGAUUGUUAGGUCCUAUCGGAGGUCAUCUUGUCAUUUCUGAAAAAUAAAAACCAUUUCAUUUCAAA